This is a messenger RNA of Drosophila ananassae, 3326 nucleotides long. It is a transcript of the gene Gbeta13F, whose product is annotated as guanine nucleotide-binding protein subunit beta-1. Lineage: Eukaryota; Metazoa; Arthropoda; Insecta; Diptera; Drosophilidae. Gene Ontology annotation, biological process: G protein-coupled receptor signaling pathway. Gene Ontology annotation, molecular function: protein binding; signaling receptor complex adaptor activity. The record is from RefSeq and is a predicted model, not a curated record. Gene Ontology annotation, cellular component: cytoplasm; heterotrimeric G-protein complex. The transcript is spliced from 3 exons. Bases 570 to 1592 code for a protein of 340 amino acids.
AUUGUGCACGUAUCUCUGGUUGUUCCGCUUACUCCACUCGGCUUACCGGAAUUGGUGGUGCAAAAAUUGCAUUUUUGGUGUACAAAAAAAGAAUAUUAAAAAUAUAUAUGCAUAUAUUUUCUAGAUUAAUAUGUAUAUAAAAAGAUAUAAUAUAUAUAUUUUUUUUUAUAUGUAGGUAUAUAGGGAGAGAACACAAUGUUUUAAAAAAUUGUAUGUUAUGUUUUUCCCAAGGGCAUCUAAAUAUACCUUAUGUACACAAAUACAACUAAUUCAUUAAAAAAUGAAUUGAAUUGGCGAAGAAUGACGUGCACAUGGAUGUUUUUGGAAUGAACCAGUCAUAAAAGGACAUUGCUCUUUAAAGUAUAGUCGCGCUGAAUAAAUAAGUUGCAAACUAUAAUCAAGCUGGUUUAUACUAAACUACUUCGAAUAUUAAACAUUUUAAACAGUUAUUGUUUAUAUAAGCUAAGAGCUUGCUUGUAAAUCAUUUAAACUUCACAUCCCCAAAGCCCACUGAAAGUACUGGAAAUCAAGGAAUAAAAUCUUACAAAAAAAAGGUUCCUGUAUAAAAAAUGAAUGAACUGGACAGUCUUAGGCAAGAAGCCGAAUCCCUAAAAAAUGCUAUACGAGAUGCUCGAAAGGCCGCUUGUGACACAUCCUUGUUGCAGGCAGCAGCCUCUCUGGAACCCAUCGGGCGCAUUCAAAUGCGUACGCGCCGCACAUUGCGUGGUCAUUUAGCGAAAAUUUACGCGAUGCAUUGGGGUAAUGAUUCUAGAAACCUCGUUUCAGCUUCACAGGAUGGUAAGCUAAUCGUGUGGGACUCCCAUACCACGAACAAAGUUCACGCCAUUCCAUUGCGAUCUUCAUGGGUUAUGACCUGUGCUUAUGCUCCGUCGGGCAGUUAUGUUGCCUGUGGAGGUCUCGACAACAUGUGUUCAAUAUACAACUUAAAAACACGUGAAGGGAACGUUCGUGUGUCCCGAGAGUUACCGGGCCAUGGUGGUUAUCUGUCAUGCUGCCGCUUUUUGGACGACAAUCAGAUUGUAACCAGCUCUGGCGAUAUGUCUUGCGGUUUGUGGGAUAUUGAAACCGGCUUGCAAGUCACCUCUUUUCUUGGACACACUGGAGAUGUUAUGGCUCUUUCAUUAGCACCGCAGUGCAAAACUUUUGUUUCCGGUGCCUGUGACGCAUCGGCUAAACUUUGGGAUAUCCGUGACGGUGUUUGUAAACAAACUUUUCCAGGUCAUGAAUCUGAUAUAAACGCAGUAACAUUUUUCCCCAACGGGCAAGCAUUUGCGACUGGGUCAGAUGAUGCAACCUGUCGGCUCUUCGAUAUUCGUGCCGAUCAAGAACUGGCAAUGUACUCUCAUGACAACAUUAUUUGUGGCAUAACCUCAGUGGCGUUUUCAAAGAGCGGUCGUCUUCUAUUAGCAGGAUACGACGACUUUAACUGCAAUGUAUGGGACACAAUGAAAGCUGAAAGGUCUGGAAUACUUGCCGGCCACGAUAAUCGUGUAUCAUGUUUGGGAGUAACUGAAAACGGUAUGGCAGUGGCAACAGGAUCAUGGGAUUCCUUCUUACGUGUAUGGAACUAAAAGGGAAAAAACUGAGAAGAUUCAUUAAAGGGUGGGGUGGGUCAAUGGUAGCAGUUUGCAGAUAAUAGCACAUAAUCAUGUACAUUUAAAUCUAAUGUAUAUGUUUUGUGUUACCCUUUUGGUGUUAAUGGAAAUAAAUUUAUUAAAAAAAAAGGGUUUAUAUCUGUGGGUGCGACUAGUUGACUUUAAAGUAGACCACAAAAACAAAGAACUUUAUAUACAUUAUUUAUAUUGCUAUAUACUUAUAAACAAACCAAAAGAAAGCUACACAACUCGCAAAAAAAGUACGACUCUCUGGAUCAGUUGUGUAGUCAAAUUCCGGUUACAACUACAAUUUAAAUCGUACAUAAAGUAACCUAAGUUCAAAUGUUUGAGCGCAGUAUGCACCUGAAUAUUACCAAGAGGUGAAAAUCCCUUUUUGCGUCAGUCAUUUGCACACUAUAGAAACAACACUAUCAUUAUGUGGUGCAUCUAUGACUAAAUGUAACUACGAUAGUCUUUUGCAAAAAAUUAAAUUCAGGAUCUGGAAAAUUCAAAUAAAGUUAAAGCAUUUACAAAGAAAAAUAACCACGCAAUAUAAGAAUAAAUUAAAACAAUUGCGUACUAAACUUAAAAAUCAAAUAAUGAAAAUAAUAAACAAAACACUAACAUUUUGUCUUAUUAUGUUAAGUCAUUAAUUUAUAUACAAACAAAAAUAAGAAUGAUUUAAAUAACAGAUUAUGCAUUAGUGAAAAUGUGGAAUACUAUUUACAUAUAAUAUAAUGGCCAUAUAAGGUAUAACAAUAAAUUGAGAUACACAUUUAAAUCCUAAAAUACAUAAAAAAUUUAUAAAUGUUUAUCUAAACAUAGCAUUGCGGCAUUAGGGGGCAUCGAAAUAAAGAAAUCUACCCUUAUUUCAAUAUCAAAAUAGCACUCAAAUAUUCGUACCUCAUUGACCUAUGCGAAAAGCUUCAAUUGUUUGCAUAAACUAAAUAUUUUCAAAGGAUAACUUAAUGAAAAUGUUAAUGUAUGGUCCACGAAGAUGCUAUAAAUGUAUUGAUCAAUGUUUUUUCUUAUUAGGUAUGUUUUAAUUUAUGUACGUAAGAAGAUACAUUUUAAUUUCCAUGGCUAUUAUUUAUAAAAACUAAAGCUUUGACAAUUUUAAACAAUUACCUUGUUCUAUCCUUGAAAUUUCAGAUAGGAGGAUAGUAAUAGAAAAAUGUUCAAGAAAGGCGGAAUGGUAACAAAAGAUUAUAAAAUAUAAAACAUUAAAAAUUCUUAAAUUUAUUAUAAAUACAUAUAUAUAUAUUUUUUUUUCAUAAUUAAUAUUACUUAUUCAUUACAUUUAUUUAAUUUUUCUGAAUUAUUUUUUUAUUUGGAUUUUAUGCAUAUCUUGUAAUGAAAGUACAUUUUAUUUUUUAGUUUUGAGUAUAAACCAGUUAUAGGCAGAUGUAUCUCUUAUGUAUAUGUUUCACACGUUCAGCUUAAUUUAAUUCAAAUCUAUGUUGAAAAAGUUUUGUUAAGUUUUUUUUGGUAGUAUCUCUUUCUAUUACGAAGAAAACCAAUUAUCAGAUUGUCAACAAGCACAUUGGAAUCUAAUAACAUGUUCAUUUAAUAUUAAAGUGAACAUAAAAAAACAUACAUAUUCAAAUUAAAACUAAAUUAAAUUACUAACAUUAAAUUAUAAUUUGUGUCAUAGCCGUCAACUCUGCGUUAUAUCUAGAAUAUAUAAUAAAGAAAAUUGUGUUAAGCAAA